AACACACCCUGCAAACUGCCUUGACACAGGGCUCUAACUCAAGGAGUCGGCUAUGGAUUAUCAGAAGCAGGUUGAAGAAAUCAUACCCACUGCCAAAUUUGGAGACUUGAUAGAAUUUGCCUACCCCAUCGGAUAUUCACACUGGGGAGUUUAUGACGAAGAUGGAUAUGUAAUCCAUUUUGCUGUUGCAGAUGAGAAGCAACUGAAGAACAACAUACGUAUGUACCUACAAAAGAUCUUCCCGGUGUGUGGUGACCUUCUUCUCGGGGAGACCAGGAUCCGCAGAGUGCCUCUUGGUGAGGUGAACGUGCCGAAAGGCGUCACCGUCUCCAUCGGUAACGACCGUCACAGCGUGACACCGUCGGCAUCCGAGGAUAUGAGACUACGGCGGGACGCCCUUCUCGAUCGGGACUUCCAAUAUCAACUUCUCAGCUUCAACUGCGAGCACUUUGCCACUUUUGUACGUUAUGGGAAAGCAGUGUGCAACCAGAUUCCUACAAGACCGAAGGAUAAAGAGUGUGAGGCGGCAACCGCAUUCUUCAAGAACGUCGUCAGCCCUGAAGAAACUGUGAAAGAACCAUUCAAAGAGACCUCCGACUUCUUUAAUUCAAAUAGGUGGUAGGAAGAUUAAGCGAACAAUGGUGUAAAUCAUAAAUGUUUUUUUUUACUUAAAGAAUGUUCAUUUAUUAAUAAAAUUGAUCAGAUAUACUAAUCAAUCACAAAGUCUGAAACCCACUGAAGGGCCCUGGGUGUGUUCUCAUGCCACCUGUAUAAUUGUAACCGAAGCUCCAGCAUGUAUGUAUGUUAGCGAGAGGAAGAGCAGGGAGGUAUAAGUGUAACCCAAAAGGUUAGCUCAGCAAUAGAAAACAUUUAUUUUCAUUGAGCAUGACAAGGGCAUUGCUGGGGUCAUGGCAAUUAUGGAGUGUUGCUUGCUGGACAUUGAUAUAAGAGCAGGUGCCGCAAACUGGUGAUGUAAUGUGAAGUGCCAGUAAGGCUUUACAAUGGGCACAUACCAAUUAGCAUUACUUAAUACAUUAUUAACCCUUAACUACCAAAUUGGCUCGUAAGUAUUUAAUUCAUGUUGACCAAGGUAACAUGGCAUACAUUAUUUAAUGUUUGAAAUCAUGUUAGCAUGUAGUAAGGGCUUACAUGUUAAUGAAGGCUCGAACUAAUAUUAGUAAAUGUGUUAAUUAGCAUUAUGUCAUCAAGUUCACAUCUCAGACAUUUCAAAGAACAUUGCAUGAGAUUUAGUUGGAUCUAGCGGUGAGGUUUUAGAUUGUAGAACAACAAACUCUUUUUCUACUCCAGCAGCCUUCAGUCAGGAAUAUAGGUAACAAUAGGAUUGUAUUACUACAAGGAGCUACUCUUGUCACUAAUCAAUUAUUUCCCACAAAUAAAGAAUCACUUUUAAAAACAUGUCUGAUGAUUUUAAAUACAAAUAAAUUAAGAACAGAAUUGAGUUUAUGCUAAAUAAUAAAUGGACUUGUAAUCAUACUCGCACCCAAAACAAUGUCUCACCCAA
Messenger RNA from Pseudoliparis swirei, 1522 nucleotides. Its product is annotated as phospholipase A and acyltransferase 4-like. Gene Ontology annotation, molecular function: glycerophospholipid phospholipase A1 activity; A2-type glycerophospholipase activity. The transcript is spliced from 4 exons. Gene Ontology annotation, cellular component: cytoplasm. The record is from RefSeq and is a predicted model, not a curated record. Lineage: Eukaryota; Metazoa; Chordata; Actinopteri; Perciformes; Liparidae. The coding region runs from base 53 to 622 and encodes 189 amino acids. Gene Ontology annotation, biological process: N-acylphosphatidylethanolamine metabolic process.